AGAGGAGAGAGGAGAGGCGAGGAGAGGAGAGAGGAGCUGGCUCGCUGCUCGUGUGUUGGAGGUGACGGGACGCGGCGCCGGGUGAGCUGGAGAUGAGACGGGCUGGGGUAGACAGCCACAAGCCCCUGGGUGAGCCUCAGCGGGCCAGAGGCAAUGAUGAGAAGGAGGCGGUGAUGAUGCAGAACGAGAGCAAAAUGAAGAGGAUCUUUGGGUUUGAGUUGUCCGAUUUCAGAAGUUGGCACCGGUUUGUCUGCCUGUUGCACCGGCCCACCGACCCAGCCUCCCUGGGGGUCUUCAGGCUCCUCUUUGGCUUGCUGAUGACCCUUGACAUUCCACAGGAGCGGGGUCUGAGUUCGCUGGACCACAAAUACUUUGACGACCUAGUGGUCUGCCGCUUUCCUCUCUUCAACUUCCUGAAACCGCUUCCUUUGGAUUGGAUGUACAUGGUCUUUGUGGUCAUGUGGCUCGGUGCGAUAGGGAUCAUGCUGGGCUGCUUCUACAGACUGUCCUGUCUGAUGUUUUCCAUCACAUACUGGUACAACUUCCUGCUGGAUAAAACAUCUUGGAACAACCACUCCUACCUGUAUGGCCUCAUUGGCUUCCAGCUCACCUUCAUGGAUGCCAACAGAUACUGGUCGGUUGACGGAUUACGAAACCCAAAGAAGAGGAACGUUCAAGUACCUCUGUGGAACUACACGCUGCUGAGAACACAGAUCUUCAUUGUCUACUUCAUCGCUGGAGUGAAGAAGCUGGAUGCUGAUUGGGUGGAAGGCUACUCCAUGAACCAGCUCGCUGGCCAUUGGCUGUUUGAUCCCUUCAAGCUGCUGCUGUCGGAGGAGCUGGUGAACCUGCUGGUGGUCCAUGGUGGUGGCCUGAUGCUGGACCUCACCGCCGGCUACCUGCUCUUCUUCAACGCCACCCGCCCGCUCGCCCUCGCCUUCGUCUCCUACUUCCAUUGCAUGAACUCCCAGCUCUUCAACAUCGGAAUGUUCUCCUACACGAUGCUGGCCACAUCCCCGCUCUUUUGCUACCCCGACUGGCCGAGGCCAAUAAUCCGGAGGUUGCCGGCAUUCCUGAGGCACGUGUCCCCCCUGACUGAGGCUCCAGGGCGGAGCGCGUCGUGUGUGUAUCCCAGCGACACACAGGGAGGAGAGGGAAUCGGGCAGCGGAGUGGCAGCAGCAGGCGGGCAACACACACACGACGCCAACAGCUCGGGGCAGCCUUUGUUGUCCUCUACAUUGUCGAGCAGUUCUUCCUGCCGUAUUCACACUUCAUCACACAGGGAUACAAUAACUGGACCAAUGGACUGUAUGGAUAUUCCUGGGACAUGAUGGUUCAUUCCCGGUCUCACCAACACGUGAAGAUAACCUACAAGGAUGGAGUAACGGGAGAAAUCGGCUACCUCAACCCUGGUGUGUGGACACAGAGUCGCCGGUGGAAGGACCAUGCGGACAUGUUGAAACAAUACUCGGGCUGCUUGGCCCAGGAACUUGGCAGAUACAACAUCGUUGACCCCGAGAUCUACUUUGACAUCUGGGUGUCGAUAAACGACAGGUUUCAGCAGAGGCUCUUUGACCCCCGUGUGGACGUGGUGAGGGCGGACUGGUCCCCAUUCAGGAAGACGUCGUGGCUGAUGCCACUGCUCGUUAACCUCUCACCCUGGAGGUUGAAGUUCGAAGAGAUCGAGAAAACUUUGGACAAUCAGACUGACGUGGUUUUCAUUGCAGACUUUCCAGGGCUUCACCUGGAGAACUUUGUGAGUGAGGACCUGGGUAACACAAGCAUCCAGGUGCUGCAGGGAGAGCUGGCCGUGGAGAUAGUGGCCGACAAGAAGAACUUCAGCCUUAAGGAGGGCGAUAAGAUGCAGCUUCCAGCUGGUGAUUAUCACCAUGUGUACACCACGUCUGAACAGCCGUCCUGUUACAUGUACAUCUAUGUGAACACCACAAUGGUGAAGUUCGAGGAGAAAUACACACGAUUUGUGGAGCUUCAGGAGAAGAUUAAGAAUGGAACGGAAACGGAAGACAUUUCGCCCGAGCUGCAGACUGUGUUGGACGGGACGGCGGAGAACAUCAACAUCACGGACCCCACCUUGGCUGCCUUUGUUCGGCGGCAGAGGAAGCAGGAGGAAUACGCUAGGAGGAGGAACUCAACUACGCUGGAGAGAUUCACCAGAUUCACUAAACGAAAACAUUUCAUCUUUCGAAGGAGCUUCCUGAUGACCGGCUACGCAUUGAGGAACCUUGUCUUCGGCCGCCCUCCCGUGGAGCAGCUGGCUGAAGAAUAUGAUUUUGCAUCCAUGAAGUUUGCUGAGAACGUGGACCGUGAAUCUCAGAUGAAGACAGAAGACCAUUUGGAACUGUGAGAGUGCUACUGCCUUAAAGCAUCGCUGACUAAUGUUUGCAAGGUCCACACCAGCCACCUGAACUGGAUUAGGUUGUUUGUGAAAACCUGUUGUUUUUCCAGUUCAGUGUCGGCUGCAUGGGAUCCGGUUUGUAAAAAAAACCCAAAUCAAUCGUUAAAGAUUGUAAUUACAUUUCACACUAAGUGAUGAGGGACCAAUUUAAAUAUUUUCCCGAAGGAUUAUUGAUACAUUACCGUGAUCCUGAAAGCAUUAUGCUUGACGUUAGAUUUUCUAGCAAAUAAAUGCACUACAAUGCUUACUAUUUCUCAAA
Leucoraja erinaceus (little skate) is the source of this 2676-nucleotide messenger RNA. It is a transcript of the gene ggcx, whose product is annotated as gamma-glutamyl carboxylase. Gene Ontology annotation, molecular function: gamma-glutamyl carboxylase activity; vitamin binding. Lineage: Eukaryota; Metazoa; Chordata; Chondrichthyes; Rajiformes; Rajidae. Bases 93 to 2366 code for a protein of 757 amino acids. The transcript has 15 exons. The record is from RefSeq and is a predicted model, not a curated record. Gene Ontology annotation, biological process: peptidyl-glutamic acid carboxylation.